Neopelma chrysocephalum (saffron-crested tyrant-manakin) is the source of this 437-nucleotide messenger RNA. Its product is annotated as MAGUK p55 subfamily member 2-like. NCBI's taxonomy places the organism in Eukaryota, Metazoa, Chordata, Aves, Passeriformes, Pipridae. The transcript has 2 exons. The record is from RefSeq and is a predicted model, not a curated record. Gene Ontology annotation, molecular function: protein binding. The coding region runs from base 4 to 408 and encodes 134 amino acids.
GCCAUGCAGCAGGUCCUGGACAACCUGAUGGGGCUCCCGGGGUCCCCGGGGGUGGCCGACCUUGACCUCAUCUUCCUGCGGGGCAUCAUGGAGAGCCCCAUCGUCCGCUCCCUGGCCAAGGCGCACGAGCGGCUGGAGGAGCGGAAGCUGGAGGCGGUUCGCGGGGACAACCUGGCGCUGGUACAGGAGAUCCUGCGGGACAUCGGGCGGCUGGCGCGGCCCGACGGGCAGGGGGCGGCGGCCGAGCUGGCCCGGAUCCUGCGGGAACCGCACUUCCAGGUGCGGGGGGCACGCGCGGGACACGUGUGGGACACUUCUGUGCUGGGGGGUGUGGGACAAGUGUGUGCUGGGGGUGUGACACAGGUGGGAUCCCCCUCCUGUGCUAGAUCCCCCUCCUGUCCUGUGUGACACGUGUGUGUGCUGGGGAGCGUGUGACA